AAAAAAAAAAAAAAAAAAGAUAGUUGCUAACCCCAAGUAUGAUUCAACCCAAGAUACCAAUAGACACUGGCUGAAGGAAACAUUUGUAUCGUUUAAAUUAUUUUUAUUUACAGCAAACUCUACUAUGUACAUCAUUUCACCCCGAAUCACUUUCAGGUUCUUUGGCCUUUGCUUUUUCCAGGCCUGGCCAUGUGAGCCACAGACUUGGGACCCAGGACUUUGCCUCCCCAGUGUCGGCGUAUCUGAAAAGACAAAAAGAGGGAGUCAGUUUAGCCUCUUGUUUUCUGAGAUUUUCAAGGUUAUUGCGUCGUUCUGUGGGGCUGUUCCAAGCUGAUCGCCACAAACAACUGCUCAUACGUUAAGCCAGCCACUUGUUUCGGAAACGAUUAGCACGUGACAGUACUGUGUGUGAAGCUGCUCUUACCUCCUCAUAUCUGUCACUGUUUGUCCUGACAGCUUCCACCACCUUGGCCAAGGCACCUCUGUCUUCCCUAACACGGCAGGAGGGAAAACAAAAGUGGGUUUUUGGCCUCUCAGUUUCCCUUUUAGAAUGCAUGUCUUCAUCUCUAGCUCAAGACAGUCUUUUGCCUCAGAUGCAAUGUGACCACAUGGUUUAUUCAGGUGAAGAAAUUCUUACCCAUCAUUGGCAAAAGUUCAGAUAGAUCUAUUUCUUAAAUGAAAAGAUUGGCCUUUAAGGAAAACAACUGGGACGCAUGCAUUAAAUGCACUGGGGAAGUCUGCGGCCAGGCUGUGUACUCACUCAUUAACUUGCGUGAAUGCAACAGUGGUGCACGUCUUCCUGUGGACUAGACGUCCCAGUCUUGCCUUCCCCUUGAUGACGCAAUAAGGGACUCCCAUUUUCUGACACAGGGCAGGCAAGAAGACCACCAGCUGGAAGAAAGCAUUAGCUGAAGCGUGUAUUUGGACCAAAAGCAGGGCAUCUCAAAGCUAGCUCGGCAGCAACUGCUCAGGGUGAAAAAGCUCAUGGAUUUCCACUUCAAGGUUAAAUUCAGUGAGAGAUUCGCAUCACCGCAAGAGCGACGCAUUGAGCUGGAUCCCUUGGCAGUACUGUCCUCACCCACCCACUUUGGUCUCAUCACUGACUCGUCAUUAGGCCUACUCUCUUCCCGGUACUGACAGAAGCCCUUGGAUUAGCAGUCAACAGGCAAACACACCUCGAUGGGAUCCGUGUCGUGUGCAAUCACCACCAGCUGGGCUUUCUUCUGUUCAACCAACGCAGUGACUGUGUUGAUUCCUAGAACACACAAUCACUGUGAGCAUUCACGGGGCCUGCUCUGGUCACAAGAAGCUGCUGGGCCCAGCUGCUGACUCAGUGUUAAAAAGCUCGCUUUUACUCUUCAGUCAUUUCAGGUGAAGAAAUUCUACAUCACUGCAACAGCUGGCCCCCAGUGUUCACCCUAAGGUGGGGCCCACUCACCCGAUCGAAGUACAGGUGGUCUCUUGGUGGGGACGUCCCCUUUGCCAGCAGCUUUCUUCUCGGCACGGGCCAACAGCCUCUGCUGCUUUUCUUGCCGUCUCUCGGGCCUAUACUUCUGGGCCAGCUUUAACAGCUCAAUAGCUGGGAAAACACUCUUCAGUUUAGGCUUGUAGUCAAGGUUCUACUCCGUAUCACUUAUAUAAAUGCUAGAUUGCUGUCCCGGUAUAUAAGGACUCUAAUGACAACUGCAGUUCAAGAGACUGAAGGCCACUCACCCUCCUAUUCUGGAUGAAGUAAGUAAUCAUUGAUUUUAACAAACUCAUCAACCUCAAAAGCCCACCCCACCCCCCACCCCCGGAAGCCUGAGAUAUAAAACUGUCAAGAGUCUCGUCUUUGCCUGAGAAACUCCUUUCCAGGCCACACAACCUCACCUGUUUGGCGGUCCAGGGCCUGGGUGAACUGGUUGAUGGCAGGAGGCACUUUCAGCCGCUUGUACAGGAUGCUUCUCUGCCGCUGCAACCUGACAGCGGGGCCAUUUAACAAAGCGGGUGAGGUCUCUUUUCGGUUGCAUGUCCCCUCCUGAGAAAUAAAGGGCGACAUCGACUGAGUGAGGCUCAAAUUCCGUGUCAAGUUCAUGUCUGGGGCCACUCAGAAGGGUGUUGGUGCAUCAGAGAUCUUGGUGGUUUAAAAUGUCAUCACCAUCUUCAGAUAGCAAAUAUUCUUUUACAUCAUCUGCACACAAACACUUGAGAACGCCAGCGAGAGCACGAUGCCCUUCCUAACAAGAAGCCAAGGUGCCACCAACUACAGUAGAAUUGCAGUCCGAGGGCCUCGCUGGGACAACACUAUUCAACUUGUUUUCGGAUGGCCAAGCUGAAUCCAAGGCCCCUACCCUAUUCAGCCGAACGCUCACUCAGAAACUCCCAACGAAAGCAAGAGAUAGGCACCAUCACUGCCCGUCUCUAAGGGACACAAGUUGAGGACUGACACCACUUCACACCCCCUAAAACCUGCAAGAUCCGACUCAACCCCAUUACCACUUUUCCUUGGGAAAAAGACCGUUUUCAUCCUGCCGUUUGUUACUCACCAAUGCCGAAAUUCUUCGGCCUGGGCUCAAACAGGGGAUUCGCCACUUUCUCGGCCUCCUGCUUCUUCACAACAGCAGGGCCUGGAGCCAUCUUCUUCCCCUUGGCCUUCUCUCCUUUUGGCUGGACAGAAAGAAAAUCCCGGUGAAACCGCCGCCUCCUUCGCCGGGAGGUCUCAGGUUGGCUCCUUCAAAACAAGGGGCGCCGACGGCCCCUGUCCCAACCAGCCGGCGAGCUGCGUCCCGAAGUCCCCCAGGGCCACCCCAGCCUGUGCAGCUGCGGCCUUGGCUGCCGGGAACGUCCUCGCCAUGCCGCGGCAGGAGCGUCUCCCAACAGCCGCACCAGCACGCAGCCCACGGAACCCCGAGUGGCCGGAGCCCGGCUAAGGCCGACGCCACGCUCUUCGCGUCGCCCACCCAGGAGACGUCCCGGACGGGACUCGGGGCGCCUGAGCCGCGGCCCCGCCAGCUCCAGGAGCAGCAGGUGCGGCUCGGAACUCGUUGGUCAAAGCCUCUGCGGCGGCCCUCAAAAAAACCAGACGCCGCUCGGUAGUUUUCCGAGCGCCUCCGCCCCGUCCGAGCCCCGCACCCGGGCGCUCCCGGCCCUCCUCCUCCAGCCCAGCGGCAUCGGGACCCACGCAUCCCGCUUCCGGCUGCCCGGGGCUUUAGUCCGUCUCAAUGUCUCCGUGCCACACCAGUACGGCUCUCCUAGAGCUAGGCGGAGCAGGAGGCCCUGUGAGGCCGCGCCUAGAGGAGGAUGGCAGCGGAUAAAGUCGGAACCCGGCUACCGUGUCGCAGAAGGAGACCUCACUCACCAUCUUGGUCGGCGGGAAGACAGAGAAAGGAAAGGGAAUUCUGGGGAAUACGUAUGCCGCGGGGAGGAUCGCGAGAGUUGAUGCCGGCGCGGGAUUUCAGAUUUAAAGCAACAGGACACCUAUAAACCUAAAAAGCCACGCGCGGCGGCGAAGCUACGGCGGCGGACUCGGUUUUCGGACUGCGGAGCGACCGGGAAGACUCCAUCUCGGCCGAGAGACUGCGGCGGGCGGGCCCGGCCUGGGGAGAGGCACGGGAAAGUGCGGGUUCCGGAGGCACGUGUCCACACCGCCCCGGGCCGACCCCGCGGACGCGGCGUCUGGUCCAGGUCACCGCCCCUGCGCCGCCUGAGGCUCUGCCAUGGCCCAGCAGAGAGCCCUGCCCCAGAGCAAGGAGACACUGCUGCAGUCUUACAACAAGCGGCUGAAGGAUGACAUCAAGUCCGUCAUGGACAACUUCACCGAGAUCAUCAAGACCGCCAAGAUUGAGGACGAGACGCAGGUGUCACGGGCCACUCAAGGUGAACAGGACAAUUACGAGAUGCACGUGCGCGCCGCCAACAUCGUCCGAGCCGGUGAGUCCCUGAUGAAGCUGGUGUCCGACCUCAAGCAGUUCCUGAUCCUCAACGACUUCCCCUCCGUGAACGAGGCCAUCGACCAGCGCAACCAGCAGCUGCGUGCGCUGCAGGAGGAGUGCGACCGGAAGCUCAUCACGCUGCGGGACGAGAUCUCCAUUGACCUCUACGAGCUGGAGGAGGAGUAUUACUCGUCCAGCUCAAGCCUUUGCGAAGCUAAUGACCUGCCUCUGUGCGAAGCUUACGGGAGGCUGGACCUCGACACAGACUCUGCUGAUGGCCUCUCGGCCCCUCUGCUGGCGUCCCCGGAGCCCAGUGCUGGCCCCCUGCAGGCGGCAGCCCCUGCCCAUUCCCAUGCCGGCGGCCCGGGCCCCACUGAGCAUGCCUGAGCCUCUGGGGCCACCCCUCAUUGUCAGGAACAGAACCAGAGGUCGCCCUCUGGAUGCUGCCACAGCCUUGCUUCUUUCAGCCUAGGUUCCCAUUUGGGGACUUCAGGACACCAGAGCCUCUGGGACUUCCUUGCGAAGCUCGGUAGCCCAGGGCCGGUCCAGCCAGGACGGUUGGGAAAGUGGUUUCCUAGCCAUUUCUGAACAGCCCAUCAUUCCCUGAGUCAUCAUCUCUUUUUGCUGUCUUCCUGGCCGGCCAGGUAGAAGAAGGUUUUCAACAUAGGUCUGUCCUGCUGGGGACCUCAGCAGUGGGGCAGGAGGGUGCCUGAUAUGGGGGAGCCCCAACUCGAGCCUGUUGUUAGAGUUGGGAGGGGCUCCGAGCAGACGGUGUUGGGCAGGCCGGGUUUCUUGUGCGGAGCCCCACCUGCUGCUGCUUGCCCUGAGCUGCACAUGUUCGCGCCCUGGCUGAGUGUUACGGCAGGGCCGUAUGAGAGGGGUUGCCCCGACAUAUGGAAGCUACGUGUGACUUAUUCCUAACUCUGCCUCUGGAAUGAGACUUGAUUAAAACACCGCCACCCUUUUGCAUUGCU
Molecule: messenger RNA, 4885 nt
Organism: Saimiri boliviensis boliviensis (Bolivian squirrel monkey)
Lineage: Eukaryota; Metazoa; Chordata; Mammalia; Primates; Cebidae
Product: mediator of RNA polymerase II transcription subunit 22
Biological process (GO): regulation of transcription by RNA polymerase II
Cellular component (GO): mediator complex
Molecular function (GO): transcription coregulator activity
Source: RefSeq, a predicted model, not a curated record